Molecule: messenger RNA, 854 nt
Organism: Strongylus vulgaris
Lineage: Eukaryota; Metazoa; Nematoda; Chromadorea; Rhabditida; Strongylidae
Source: the annotation of a GenBank genome assembly
AUGUACGCGCCACCUUUUCCUCCAACGAAUGGAGGAGGGCCUGUACCCCAACAACAGGCUGCGUUUCCUGCACAAAACAUGAAUAUGGCUGGGGUACCUCCUCAAAAUGCGUUCUUUCAAAAACCAUCUAUGGACGCUGCACAUGGGUAUCCUGGAACGCCGAAUUUUAGCAACGCGCCGCAAAUGCCACCAGCUGGGCAACCGAACAUGAGGCCUUUCCCAACACCUACUUCGACCGCUUCACCUUUCCAGCCACCAACUGGUAUUCCUGGUGCUGUGAAUGGAAUUCAAAAUGGGCCAUCAACUCCGCAGUCUCCACCUCAGCCUGGACCUGGCCCUACGACUAGUCUCCAACAUCAGACACAAGCACCUCCGCCAGCAACUAUCUCUAAUUCACUAAAGCCCUUUAGUGUGAAUCAGCAGAACGGACCUUCGGUACCCCCUGCAACUCAAGGAGCUCCUGUUAUGCGACCGCCUCAGCCAACACCUUCGUUCCAGAGCCAGCCUCAGGCUGUUCCUCCGAAUUACGGGGGUAAUAUCUCCCAGAAUCCUUCAUUGCCAAAUUAUCCUCAACCCGUUUCAUAUCAAGCAAGCUCUGCAGGACAACCUCUAAUGCCUAAUCAGCAACAACACCAGCAACAGGCUGCUCUAAGCGGACCGCCUGGGCCACCUGGAAUGCCAUCUUUCCCUUCUCAAAUGACUGGUCGGGCUCCUGCAGGAUUUCCAGGUCCCGGUGUACCACCUCUUCCACAUGCCGGGUUUGCACACGCUGCUCCUCAAGCUCCUCCAGGACCGCCAGCUCCUCCUGGACAACCUUGUGAGUUUUGUAAGAUUGCUCUGCAUAAGCUCUGAGA